AUGUUUCGGUCACCACUUUUCGCUUGGUCACCACGACCAGAUCAGGAUCAUGACCUCGAGGCCUCUUUAAGGACGCCUGCAACACAGAAUCCGUCGCGGUUCAGCGCAUUCCGGAAUAACGUGAGGGGAAUUGUCAACGGAUCGUCGAUAUACUCGCAGUCGCCGGCCCUCAACAACAAUACCAACAUCAAUACACCUAAAACACCUUUCCUAGGCUUCUGGAACCGCCAGCAACAGCCUAACCUCGAUGGCGACACCACACAUCGUGAAUCUCACGAUUCCAGAUCUCCUCUCCAUGCACAUCAUACUGCAGGGUCCUACAUCGGCGCCAUCGCACCACCUCAAGACCACCAGGAACCAACCACUGUCUACUCUGCCCGUCACCCAGCGGACGUCCCGUUGCCUGGAAGCAGUCAUCAGCAAGAAGGUUUUGCAGACUCCGAGAUUCAGCAACUCGCCGAUGAAAUAAACGGCCGCCGACACAAACGCCGGAAGCACCACAAGCGGAGAAAGCACCACCACCAUCGCCACCGCACUGAACGAUCUGGAUCAAAUGGAUCAAACGGAUGGGUACGCAGAAGAGAAGAGCGAGGUACACACACCACCGCUGUGUAUAUCCGCGGAUCAGCUGCACGAGGGAAAAUGAUAGCGUGUGUGAUUUCGGGGACGGUUUUGAUUACCAUCCUCGCAAUCUACCUAGCAAUCGCCCUGACAAACCGCUCCCUCGGCCAAGAAAUUCACAUCCUCUUCAUCAUGGUUCUGCUCACCGUCACAAUCUUCUUCUGCCACUCCCUCAUCCGCCUCUGCAUGCUCAUGCUGAACCCACCUUCGCCUCACGACAGCCACCGCGGAGUCAUGCCCGAUAUGAUGGGAAGUGGGGGCGAGGGCUUCCAACCUAUCGUUCCAAUUCGCGUGCAUCUCAGGCGGGAUGAGGAGGCUGCUGACGGUAGUGUGGAUAGCGAGGCAGCUCUGGCGAACGACGUAGUGAUGGAUGAUGAGAAGGAUAUGCCGCCGCCUCCGCCACCGGCGUACGGGCUCUGGCGCAGCAGCGUACGUGUGGACCCCAACUUGCUGCAUUGGCAGCGUGCCGAUGAUGUUGCGCGCGGAAGCGCCAUGUCUACUGCUAUGCGCUCGCGCUCUGGAUCCAUGUCUGGUCCUGCCGUCCUUGCGGCUGCGUCUCUACGUGGAAGCGCUGCGUCCACCAACGCACCACCCACAUCACAACAGCCAGAAGGUCCCCGCCCACCUUCCUACGUCUCGGAAGACGGCGUAAGCUACAUUACUGAAGCGCAGCCGAGGAGUACGGUGAAUAUCGGUAGUGGGUUGAGUGAGAUUCAUCCUGCGUGGCGGCCCGGGUAUGCGAUGAGUGAGAUCAGAGGGGGUGAGCUGCCCGCUUCUGCAAUGAACGGAAGCCGUGUAUAA
Alternaria arborescens is the source of this 1422-nucleotide messenger RNA. RefSeq lists its product as hypothetical. The record is from RefSeq and is a predicted model, not a curated record. The coding region runs from base 1 to 1422 and encodes 473 amino acids. The transcript has 2 exons. Lineage: Eukaryota; Fungi; Ascomycota; Dothideomycetes; Pleosporales; Pleosporaceae.